CUUCCCCACCCCAGCUCCGUUGCUGGGUACGAGUGUCGCACAGAAUAACCUCCCCGGCCACUCAAAUUGAAAACCGCGCGGAAUUGUGGGACUCGUAACACAAAAAAAAACUACUUCCAAGAUGUCUGACAUGGAGGAUGAUUUUAUGUGCGAUGAUGAGGAAGACUAUGACUUGGAGUAUUCUGAAGACAGUAACUCUGAGCCGAAUGUGGAUUUGGAAAAUCAGUACUACAAUUCCAAAGCUUUGAAGGAGGAUGAUCCUAAAGCAGCGCUGAGCAGCUUCCAAAAGGUAUUGGAACUGGAAGGUGAAAAGGGAGAGUGGGGAUUUAAAGCGCUCAAACAGAUGAUUAAAAUUAACUUUAAGUUGGGUAACUAUCCAGAAAUGAUGAACCGAUAUAAGCAGCUGCUAACGUACAUUCGGAGUGCAGUGACAAGGAAUUAUUCAGAAAAAUCCAUCAAUUCCAUCCUUGAUUAUAUAUCUACUUCUAAACAGCAGCAGAAGUCGAUGAAGAGGCAGGGUAGCAACGGGGAAAUCGCAGAAACGGACCUGAAAGCUUGCUUUGGAGGGGAAGCUGAAUCCAAGAUGGAUUUGUUGCAAGAAUUUUAUGAAACCACGCUUGAAGCUUUGAAAGAUGCAAAGAAUGAUCGGUUAUGGUUUAAGACAAACACAAAGCUUGGCAAACUGUAUUUGGAAAGAGAAGAAUUUGGGAAACUACAGAAAAUAUUGCGCCAACUCCACCAAUCAUGUCAGGUAGUCUGA
Messenger RNA from Rhincodon typus (whale shark), 760 nucleotides. RefSeq names its product COP9 signalosome complex subunit 2. Bases 122 to 760 code for a protein of 212 amino acids. Gene Ontology annotation, biological process: protein deneddylation. Gene Ontology annotation, cellular component: COP9 signalosome. The transcript is spliced from 7 exons. NCBI's taxonomy places the organism in Eukaryota, Metazoa, Chordata, Chondrichthyes, Orectolobiformes, Rhincodontidae. The record is from RefSeq and is a predicted model, not a curated record.